Messenger RNA from Cylindrotheca closterium, 642 nucleotides. NCBI's taxonomy places the organism in Eukaryota, Bacillariophyta, Bacillariophyceae, Bacillariales, Bacillariaceae. The record is from the annotation of a GenBank genome assembly.
AUGUUUCGAAAGAAGAAGAAUGCUGCGAGUGCAAAUGCAAGUGCAGACACAUCCUCAACCUCUUUGAAGGAUGGAGUUGCGACAUCCUCUUUGGAUCAUCAUCAACGACAACAACAACAACAACAACAACAGAUGACUGACAAUGGUCGUCCUCCGCAACAACCCAAAUACUCCAAACGGAAACCAGCAGUUGACGUCCGACAACGGGGUCCUCGGAAAGAUCAAAAGGAAUGGAAACAACAACAAGUGAAGCAAAAGCAAAAGCAACAAGGUCGACCACUACGACGGAACAUUCCAAUGAGCGAAGUGGCAAAGCACAAUAAAAAGCAGGAUGGAUGGAUUGUUCUCAAAGGAAAUGUCUACAACAUUAGUCCCUAUCUGUCCUAUCAUCCUGGAGGGGCUAGUAUUUUCAAGCAAGUCUUGGGAAAAGAUGCCACCCCGCUGUUCAACAAGUAUCAUCGCUGGUUGAAUGAGAGCGGAUUCAUACGUCAGCUGCUACUCGGGACUAUAGCACCCAAUACGUUGCCAACCUUGGCAAUGGAAGAAGACGAAGAAGAACAGGAGGACAAGGACGAACAAGAUGACGAUGGUGGCAUGAAAAUUGCAAUGCCUUGGGGUCUGAGUGGAACGCAAAAUUUGUAA